AGUGGGCCACAGCCCGCGCACUUUCUCUUCAUAAAAAUAAAACCCGAACUGCAAUUCAAAACCGCGGGUCAGGCUCCGAAUUCCCACGGUUCCCGCCCUCACCAAAACGAACACAUUUUUUUUUUUCCUUUAAAAACCUCCCCUUUUUGUUUUCUUUCAUUUUACUUUCAAUUUUCGGUUCUCAACAGGUGAGUACUCAGCAGCAUCUCUGAAACCACAUUUUGUUUUAAAAUUUUUCAUUUCUUUCUGAAGGACCCUUAUUUUUUUUUAUUUUCUUCUGUUUUUAACAGUUUUAAGCUGAAUUGGGGAUUUUUUUUUUUUAAAUAUAUAUUUCACAAUGAGCGGAGAUAACUUUACCAACGGGACACCCAAAGUCCGUCCUAUUUUAGGUGACAUAACAAAUCGAUUAGUUAAAAGGGGGUUUUCUUCGAUUUCGGACAAUUUAGGGUUUAAUUCUAAAGAAGAAGCAGAUUCCCAAUUCACAAAACGAGUUUGUUUAGGUGUCGGAAAUUUGGUCGAAGAGAAAUCUAAAAAACUCCAAUUUGAACCAAACCCUAAUAUUUUGCUUACUUGUAGAGGCGAAAGUGAUCCUUUAAAAGAGAAUUUGGUGUCCGUUAAUGACAAAGAUAGUGAGGUUAAAGAAGGGUUUGAUUUGUCUGAUAGUGAUGAUACAUUAGAUCAAGGAGAAGGUGUUACGGAAGUAGGGGAUACAUUGAAUGAUAGUUGUAGGAAUGAGGGUAAGGAUCUUGGCGUUGGUAGACUGGCGUCGAGUAAAGGUAGGUGUAUUGAGUGGUCGAGGUUGCCUAAGUCGUCGUCGCAGAGUUCUAGGUCAUUUGAGUUGGAGAGGUGUGAGGGACUCAAGCAUGGUGGUUGCAUGAAUUUGAAUGCCGGUAUUGAUAUGAUCAAAGCUUGCUCUUGUUCUUUUUGCUUGAAAGCUGCUUACAUUUGGUCGGACCUUCAUUAUCAGGAUGUCAAGGGUCGAAUAGCUGUUUUGAAAAAAAGUCAGAGAGAAGCAAGCAUUUUAGUUCAGAAAAGUGGCAGGGGGAAACAGACUGACAUUCAUAGCCAGGAAAAUGCCAAUAAAUCUUCAAAAUUAGAAUCUGACCUCACGAGUCAGUGGAGAUCUCUCUUUCUUAACAUGGAGGAUAUAUUUGUUCAUGAAAGCAACCAGCUUCAAGCCAGUUACAUUGCACUAAAAGAUUUGAGGGAAAAUUGCAAGAUGGAUCUGGAGCGGAUAACAGGGAUUCCUUCAGAGAAAUAAAAGUGUGCUUGUGAUGCUUCUUCUGAUUGUAAGAUCAUCUUGGUUCUCCAAAUUCAAGAAAUUUGUAUUUGUAUGUCUGCAUGUCUGUUCCUAUAACAGAUUCUAGGUUCUUGUUUGGUAAACUCUAAUGUGUUUAGAAUUGUCAGAAAUUGUAAACUUUAUAAUCUCAGUUUGUAAUGUUUGUUGUUUUGUAGUAUGUGCUUAACAAUAUUUUAACUUCCCAUCUUAUAAACUUGUUCGAUUGUACCUUCUACUUAGUCCUGUCAUUCUGUGUGGUUAGUGGUGAGUAUAUCCAAUUUGCUUGAAACCAAUCUAAUCCAUCUAAUUUACUACAAUAAUCAAUUGUAAUGAAGUCAAACCUGAACUUGAAGUGAACUAAACCAAACUUGAUCCUGAAUCAAGCUGAAUUAUUAUCUGUUUUCUAAGUAAAAUGUGAUGAAAUCCAAUCUAAACAUAAAAGAUCUUCCAACUUGCUUGAAACCUAGCUUGGAUAUUUUAAAAGGCAAUAGCUUGAGGUAAAAACAAAUUGAAAUUUAAAAUGAUUGAAAAGUUUAAAAUCCAACACGGCCUACACCAACUUGAACUAAUCCACCUAAUUAUCACCCUUCAUGUGGUAGAGCCUAUGACUGGUUUGGGUGGAUUUCUUAGCUACUGUACACCAUUAAUAUCGUUACUAUCUCCGUGGACAAAGUUUCCAGUUUAGGGAAUAACAACAUUGCAUUUUACGUGCUCAUCUUUGUUGAUUAUGCAUUAUAAUACGCUACUGUGGAUUAGUUAAGUGAGCAUAGAGUGUUGGAGGGACUAGUCAUUCAUAAUGAAGAGGGUUGCACAUUUUUAGUGGCAAAGAAGCAACAAAGUUUUGAUUCAUUGAAGGGAAAAUAAAUUAGCAAAUGAGUAGCUGAAACUGAUUGUUUUGCUUGUUUGCUUCCCUCCUUAUUGUCAACAAGUGUAAUGCACCAUAUUGGAAAUAGGCCUCUUGGCAUACUUUUGAUGUAGGCUGGAAUGCAUUGGCUGGGCUGCAUAAGAACCUAGUAGAAUAGCUUACAGUGUUUUGGAUAAGUAAAUGUACAUCUUUAUGGGUGGAAAGAUGUUGUAUAAUAGAAAAACUUGCAGACAGAAUAAAGCACAGGAAAUGUUAUUGAGACCACUUAAAAAAAAAAUGUAAUUUUGCAAAGCAUUCCAUAUUUAAUACACUAGUAGGGGUUGCUAAAAAUUUACUAGUAAUAGGAGUGGAACAGGGAACUUUGUUGCAUAUUAGUAUUGAAUUAUUGAUUGUGUGGCUAACUGUGCUAGUAAGGUAUGAAUUGAAUUGUUUACUUUCUUAGCUUUGUAAAUUGUAAGAAUGACAUAAGGAGUGAAGCCAGAAUUUUAUGGUAGAAGUAACUUUUUUGGCAUCCCAAGGUUAAAAGUAAGGGAGUUGAUUUUAAAAGAUUAUGCAACCAAAAAUUGUCCCAACUAAAUCCUUGAAUGCAAUAUUUGAGUUGGUUGCUUAUUAAUUUAUGAUUACCAAGUUGAAGAGUUCAGCCAUUUGUUUCAUUUCUUAGUAAAUCAUUCAAUGAGAUGAAUAUUGAUUUGGUAU
This is a messenger RNA of Durio zibethinus, 2840 nucleotides long. Lineage: Eukaryota; Viridiplantae; Streptophyta; Magnoliopsida; Malvales; Malvaceae. The record is from RefSeq and is a predicted model, not a curated record.